GGAAGACCCACCCUUGCCUAUGGCGUUCCUUCAGUCCAUCUUUCCCAAUUCCCUCCCCUCUCUCUCUCUCUCUUCCUUGUUAGCUGCAGCAAAAGAUGAAAUCUUUCAGUCCUCGCCACCGCCAACUAAAGUAAAAGACAGAGACCCAUCAAAGUUUGAAGACAAGUCCUCAAAAACAACAAAAAGGGACCUCCAAAGUCUCCCCAAUCUUCAUUUUCUUCUUAUUCUCUCCCCUUCUUUUGUUAACCCUUUGAUCCCCUCCGCUCUCUUUCUCCACUUCUUCUCUCUUAACCCUAAAGAUUUCUGGGGGUUUUCUCCUGAUCGUCCUCUCCCUGCCUUCUUGUGGCUUUUGAUCUGUACCGCUGUACGAUCGGGUUAAGAUUGUGUUAGAUGGAAGGUGGAAAUGCGUCUGAGAACCAUUUGACUUCAGCUGCAGCUUUUGUGGAAGGUGGAGUUCAGGAAGCAUGUGAUGAUGCUUGCAGCAUAUGCCUUGAAGCAUUUUCGGAUAAUAACCCUUCAUCUGUUACUGUUUGCAAACACGAGUUUCACCUGCAGUGUGUCCUCGAGUGGGGACAGAGAAGUUCGCAAUGCCCUAUGUGUUGGCAGCAUCUUAGCUUAAAAGACCCCAACAGCCAGGAACUGUUUGAUGCAGUAGAGCAUGAAAGGAAUAUCAGGAUGAACCCACCAAGAAAUACCACUAUAUUCCGUCACCCAACCUUAGGCGAUUUUGAAUUGCAGCAUUUACCGGUUAGUGCAACAGAUUCUGAACUGGAAGAGCGCAUUAUUCAACACUUAGCUGCAGCUGCUGCUAUGGGCAGGGCACGCCACCUUGCUAGGAGAGCUCAGAGGGGUGGUAGGUCAUCAUCUCAAGGCCACCCUCAUUUUCUGGUGUUUUCCACAAAUCCAAAUCCGAAUUCGUCUCCCAUGGUUUCUGACUUCUCCACUCAAAUGACUGGAGGUGAACCUUCCCCUCCAGUCCUCUUUGGAGAAGGCUCUCAACAAUUGGUUCCCCAAACUGACCAGACUUCUGUCUCUGGAGCAAGUGAACUUGGAACUUCAUCAAAUAACAACAGGAGUUCUCCUUCUCCUUUUCCUCAGAAUCAAAACAGAGCAGGACCAUCCGAUUUUCAGUCCUUCUCAGAAUCAUUAAAAUCGCGUCUAAGUGCAAUGUCAAUGAGAUACAAAGACUCCAUCACCAAGAGCACAAGAAGCUGGAAGGAGAGAUUCUUCUCUCGUAAUAAUGCUGUCUCAGAUCAUGGUUCUGAAUCUAGAAAUGAGGGGAGUUCAGGUAUUUCCGCUGUAUCACACCUAAUGGAACGCCUUGACACUAGGGAGGAGGGUAGUAGUACUCCCUUUUCUUUUACAAAUACCUUGGAGGAGGAUUUGCCACAUUUACAGCAAGAUCACCCUGAACAGCUAAUAUCGCGGGUUGGUGGUAACCCUUCUUUGAGUGGGAAUAGCAGUCAAACUUCACAAUCCACAUGCUAGUAUGCUUCAGUCUGAGUUUUGAUGGAAUAGUUAUCAAGAUGCAUAAGCUCUGUGAAAGAAGCAGUAUUGGCGUCAGAUUUAGAUUAUGUCAUCUAAAGGCCGUCUCUGUCCCUGAACUGAAAACUGAAUUUUUUCGUUCAUUUCUCAUGUUCUGUGUUAUGCAUUCUAAUGAACGUUUGAAUUCAUUAAAGGGCACAUUACUCUUACCUUUAUAUAUAUAUAUUCAUUUAUAAUGGGGCGUAGUUGGGUGAGAGCUUUAUACACUUGCUAGAUUAAACCAC
Messenger RNA from Cuscuta europaea, 1769 nucleotides. Lineage: Eukaryota; Viridiplantae; Streptophyta; Magnoliopsida; Solanales; Convolvulaceae. The record is from the annotation of a GenBank genome assembly.